This is a messenger RNA of Mesitornis unicolor (brown roatelo), 954 nucleotides long. RefSeq names its product regulator of microtubule dynamics 1 (gene RMDN1). The transcript is spliced from 9 exons. The record is from RefSeq and is a predicted model, not a curated record. NCBI's taxonomy places the organism in Eukaryota, Metazoa, Chordata, Aves, Mesitornithiformes, Mesitornithidae. The annotation marks the transcript as partial. Gene Ontology annotation, molecular function: microtubule binding. Gene Ontology annotation, cellular component: mitotic spindle pole; cytoplasm; spindle microtubule.
GUGCUUAGAAAAAACCUUCAGAGGGGGGCUGUGCUCUCAACAGGGACCUUUUUGAUUUAUGAAGCUCACAGGCUGAUUUCUGGCUUUGCUGAGGUUCAUGCAAGCUUCAAAGUGGAAGAAGUUAUAGAGCAAGCAGACUACCUGUAUGGGAGUGGAGAAACUGAAAAGCUGUAUCGGUUGCUGGCUCAACAUAAAAAUAGUGAUGACGCAGAGUUGUUAUGGCGGCUGGCACGGGCGUCACGAGACCUAGCUCAGCUUAGCAGUACUUCUGCAGAGGAGAAACGACAACUGACAUAUGAAUCCCUUGAGUAUGCAAAAAAGGCACUUGAAAAAAAUGAAUCAAAUUUUGCAGCGCACAAGUGGUAUGCAAUUUGCCUCAGCGAUGUUGGAGAUUUUGAAGGAAUCAAGACUAAGAUUGGAAAUGCCAUUGUUAUCAAAGAGCACUUCCAGAGAGCCAUUGAACUGAAUCCAAAAGAUGCUACAACAAUUCAUCUUAUCGGCAUUUGGUGUUACUCCUUUGCUGAAAUGCCAUGGUACCAAAGAAAAAUAGCUGCAGCGCUAUUUGCCACACCACCAACAUCCACAUUUCAAGAGGCCCUCCGUUACUUCCACAUGGCAGAGGAAGCUGACCCAAAUUUCUACAGCAAAAAUUUGCUCUUUUUGGGAAAGACAUACUUGAAGUUAAACAAUAAAAAGAUGGCUCUUCUGUGGUUAAGCAAAGCGAAGGAAUAUCCUGCACAUACAGAAGAAGACAAACAGGUACAGAAAGAAGCUUUGGAGUUGCUUAAUUCUAUAUAACAAGAAACAGGAUCAUGGGAAUUCAGUGCCUCAGGUCUGAGCAGCAUAGGAAGAAGAGACCAAAUACUACUCUGGAUUAUUGAAGCUGGUAAUAAAUUACAGCCUAAACCUGCCACUGCCAUCAUGUUUCAGUUAAACUCAUCGGGAAGAUCUGUU